AUGUCCACCGAAAUUGUUUACCCCCCUCAGUUACCCGCCAGACCACUGAAUGAAAACACAAAACUCAAGUUCUCUCCUGACUUCGUAUGGGGUGUGGCCGCAAGCGCAUGGCAAAUCGAGGGUGGUCUCCAGGUCGAAGGCCGCGGUCCCGCGGUCCUCGACACGGUUGGUGUGAAUGUUCAAGGACUUCUGGGCAGCAAUGAUUCAAACGUCGCUGACAUGCACUACUUCCUGUACAAGCAGGACAUUGCGAGGCUUGCUGCCCUUGGGGUACCGUACUAUUCCUUCUCCAUCUCCUGGACUCGCGUCGUUCCGUUUGGUGUCGAGAACUCUCCGAUCAACCAACAGGCUCUAGACCACUAUGAAGACGUCAUCAACACUUGCCUUGAGUACGGCGUUACUCCGGUUGCGACUUUGAUGCACAUUGACAACCCUAUCGACAUAUUUAACGAGCUUGACGACUUCCCGCGCCAUUUUGCGUAUUAUGCCAAGCAGGUCAUGACGCGGUACGCUGAUAGGGUACCGUACUGGGUCACCUUCAACGAGCCUAACAUUGCCGUUCAAUUUACCUUACCCAGCUACAACGGGCUGACUGCUUUUCUCCUUGCACACGCGGAUGUGUAUCACUGGUACAAAGACGUCCUAGGAGGAACCGGCAAGCUUACCAUGAAGUUCGCCAACAAUCUUGCUGUACCUUUAAACCCAGAGAGUCCCGUCGACGUCGCCGCUUCAUACCGGUACCAGGAAUUCAUUCUCGGCAUCAUGAGCAACCCUCUCUUUCUCGGCCAGCAGUAUCCCGAAGUUGUCCUCAGCACGCCCAAGAUCAGUACCACGCUCAACCCCCUCACUGACGAGCAAAUUGCCCGCAUCAACGGCACGAUGGACUACUGGGCCUUUGACCCAUACGGCGCGCAGUACGCCACUGAUCCAGCGGGUGGCUAUAAAGCCUGCGCCGCAAACUCCUCAGACCCGCUGUGGCCAUCAUGUGUGAAGCUCAGCACGACACAGGCCAACGGGUGGAAGAUGGGCGUAGUCUCGGAGGGAGCGGCGCUGAUUGCGCCGGCGUACGUGAGAGAGCAGUUUGGCUACGUCUGGAAUACAUACCGACCACCCGGCAUCAUGGUAACGGAGUUUGGGUUCCCGCAGUACGCCGACACGGAUACACCAAUCGAUGCGCAACGGUACGAUCUCGAUAGGUCUUUGUACUACCAGAGCUUCUUGACCGAAACGUUACGAGCAAUUCACUUGGAUGGGGUCAAUAUCAUUGGCACCCUGGCCUGGAGUUGGAUUGACAAUAAUGAAUUUGGGAGCUUUGAUCAACAGUAUGGAAUGAUGGGCGUGAACCGGUCCGAUCCAAAGUUGGGGAGAUGGGUGAAGAGGAGUUUCUUCGACUACAUAGACUUUUUCCACGAUCAUAUCUGA
Molecule: messenger RNA, 1422 nt
Organism: Colletotrichum spaethianum
Lineage: Eukaryota; Fungi; Ascomycota; Sordariomycetes; Glomerellales; Glomerellaceae
Product: beta-glucosidase 1A
Exons: 1
Coding region: 1-1422 (473 amino acids)
Biological process (GO): carbohydrate metabolic process
Molecular function (GO): beta-glucosidase activity
Source: RefSeq, a predicted model, not a curated record